AUGUUACGCUUGAAACCAUCAGAGCUUACCUUGACGCCGGAGGACAUCGACGAAACUUUCCAGCGCAUGGCACGACGGCGGCAGGCCAGGGCCCCUGUGCCCCCAGCACAACGACGCGCGAAGCACACUGGACGUCCUCCCCCACCCCGGCUUGUUCCUGGUGCGCAGCGAUCCGUGAAUGACGCCGUCACCCAUCUUGGCAACAUCCCACUUCUGAGGCCCCGACCUCAACAGGCUGUCAUUGCACAUGUUGACGAUGACUCUGAAGGUUCUGAUGGCACGCUGGACGAAGCAUCACACCAGUUGGAAACCUCGCCAGAUCUUGUAGAUGUCCCCUCACAGCCCGGGCUGCUUCCGUCUGCUCUAUCUGCAGCCACGGCGCCGCGUCACAGCACGAGGCUACCUUUCCGACUCGGACUUUCACGCAGAACACUCGAGGUUGAGCGAGAACCACACCCUUCGCCGACUGGACAAGCUGAUGACUCCGAAGGAACUCUUGUUGAGCCAGCGAGUUCUCCAUUGGGGACGACCAAUGUUAGCCUGUCCACUCCUGGUCGAAGCAGGCCGAAAGAACCCUCUACUAGAGACUCCCCACCACUUCAAUCUAGCCCUUCUGCUACUCCGGCAAGUUUGCGAGGUGGAGCAAGUCGCCCUCAACGAGAUCGUGUUCAGUCCAUCGGCCAAGAAUCGCUCCAUGCUCCGUCGCCACUUCGCCAGACGCAGGUACCUGGCCCAACGCUUGAGCCAGACAGUGACUUGGCCAGCUCAGACGAAGAGUCUCCAGUCAGAUACUUACAGGGCUAUUUCAAGCCGAACACUCAAGAGUACACUUUCGAAGAACUGGUGCAAGUCGCUCCACGUACUGAACCAUCUCGCAAGGCCAGUCAGCCGCAACUUCAUUCACGGAGUCGCUCGUUUACUGACGCUCCGCCUCUACGCUUUCUUGCACCGACACCCAAUUUACCGCCUCCUUCUAGAGAAGAUAUGUUCUGGGAUGGUGCCACACCCGCACCUGGGCAUGCUACUUACAAUCAGACGGACGGACGACCCAGACAGCAUAGUAGUGAGAUGUCAAACAUGAGCUUAGCCUACUCAUACUACGAGCUUCCUGAGAGCCGGCAGUCGAGCGGCGAGUAUUCGUCGCUUUUCCAGUCACAGUACGAUGUGGAUGCAGGUUCACGGGAGCCCAGCCGCGGCACUUAUCGCUCAGUGCGACUCUCAGAAGCGCAAGUUCUUGGUAAUGCAACGAGAUCUCCAACACCUGGACCAACAAGCUUUCAGCCUCCGAUACCAAUGUUCUCCGCCCACAUGGGUGCCUCUCCCCUUCCAGCAGAGCCUUAUGGACGUACACCUACUGGUGCCAACCACCAACCAACAUUUCGCCAACAAGUCAGCGAGACGGCUCCGGCUCGUAGAAACGCUAUCGUGGCUGCCGUGGAGGAUGAUGUAUCGCCCUUGGAAGCGCUCACAGCGCACAUUGGGAGGGAGUCGCAACGUCUCGGGGGCUAUCAAGGACAGCCCCAGCGAAGCAGCCAUCUUCCAGGGCUGGGUCAUCCAGCGUACAACAACCCAGGUCCAGUGAUGGGUGCACACGAUCCACGCCAAUUCAUGUUCAGUCCAUCGUACAUGCAUGUUCCACAAUCAUACGCGCACAGUUCUCAUCCGUUCGUGCGUGGCUCGCAAGGCUUGGUCGGUCAACCGCUGUUUGCUACGCCAAGUGCAUUCGGCUCAACCAUGGCUAUGGCCGAUGAUCCUUAUACGCGAGGUGUUUCUGCCCAUGUAGGUCAAGUGCAAGGCUCUGGCACACGUCCCUCGUGGACUCAGGCUCUUCCUGCCAGCUAUGUGCCGCCACGGCCAAGAAGCACACAGGGAGGACGGAACGGCCAACGCUCCAGCGAGAACGCCCCAGCCAGCACUACGGCUCGUGUGGUUGGAACGUCACAAGUACAGGAGCAUGCCUUUGCGUUUGGGCAGAUACCCGAUCCCGCUCCAACUAGGUCAGUCAUCGCCUACUAG
Boeremia exigua is the source of this 2016-nucleotide messenger RNA. RefSeq lists its product as uncharacterized. The record is from RefSeq and is a predicted model, not a curated record. Lineage: Eukaryota; Fungi; Ascomycota; Dothideomycetes; Pleosporales; Didymellaceae. The transcript has a single exon. Bases 1 to 2016 code for a protein of 671 amino acids.